AUGGCAAUUGAGACCCUCUCAGCGCCACUGGAAAGGCUACCUUUUCAUCUUUUGGAGGGCAUAUGUUCCUGGCUGAAUCCGUCAAAAGAUGGCGGCCUGCUUGCCUUUUCGUUGGCAAACCGACAGUGCGCCUCUGCGGCCAUGAGGUUCCGUCUCCGGCAUAUCCAUCUCAAAAUCGACGAGCUGAAUCCAGACGAGAAUUUCGCUUUCAUAGAUAAGAUUCCGGAUAUAGAUAUCCGCCUUGGCUGUGUUCGCAGUCUCAAGAUUAGUGAUACCCUGGGAUUCAAAGAUGACGAAGAACAAGACGAUGCUAAAUGUGAAGAGAUUGACGCGGAAAGCUUUUUUGCGAAACCCAGUCCUCUUCGUCCCUCAAGAUUGAGGUCCACUGCCUACAGGCCACACAAACUACUACAACUGCCGGAGGACGUUCUACAGAUGAAGAUUAAGUAUCAACACACCUGGGUCGGAAUAGCGAGAUUCAUCAGCCGACUGAGUGAUUUAUCCAAUCUUGUAUAUGAUUGCAUAAGCCAGGUACCGAUGUGUUUGCUCUCAGCGCUGCGCGACAAUUGCCCAGAUGCCAGACUACAUGUUUAUACCUUCAGCCUUCGAAGUCUCUAUCAGCCAAGGAACGGAUAUCACGAUAUUUCGCCAGAGGAGUAUGCUCUUGCUACGUCGCCGAAUCUCUAUGGGAUUUACAUGAAAUACUCCUCUUAUGAUGGAGAUGGAUAUAUUGGGUACAAUGAAGAAGCCGUAAUACAGAUGGUAAGAGGCUUGGCUCCAAGGCUCUCAUAUGUUGGCAUGGCUGGUCAACCAAUAGGUAGCACCAUUGAGUUAGCCCAUGCCUACCAGCUACACAGGCAAUAUGGCAAACCAAAAUGGAAGGGCUUCUUCCUCAACGAUGACCAAGCAUGCGAUACGGUACAUGGAAAGGGGAGCUUACACACCUUGUACCUUGACGGAGCUUCAGAGCUACGCAUUCAUCAGUGGUCUGGCCAUACCGACUUUAACAAGCUAACGAAACUGCAUCUGGGAAACACCACUAUGGAUGCAGUACAAGCCCUGGCUAAUAUUGGAGAGAGUGGUGGAUUAUCUUCUCUCUCUUCUCUCGCUUUAAAGCCUCUAACAAGGAAUAUGGAGCAAACGAUGGCUGCCGAUGCGUCCGCAUGUCGGCUAUUGCGAGCUAUAAAGCCUCUGCAAAGCCUCGAAUUGGAAGGGAAAAUAGGAUACAGCGCCUGGCAGGCAGUGAUUGAUCAGCACGGCAAUUCUCUUCGAGAGCUUCUUUUUGUCCCAGCCUCGGAGUACUAUGAUGAUAUCGAGGCUCUCGUGCUCUCCUGUGAUAGGAUAAGACAACUUCCGGGCAUCUGUGUCAACCUAGAGAAGCUGGAGUUACGUGUUCCCCGAACCCGCGGCGAUGAAGACGAAGUUGACAUCUAUCGACAUCUUGGCCGGCUUCCACGAUUAAAGCGCAUCUCUCUAGUCCUUGACUGCUCCGUCAUCGAUCCUCCCGAAGUAAUGCAUGGAGAACCAUCUAUUGAAAUGGGCGGCUGGGUGCUACCAGUCAACGCUUUCCGCGCAGCACUUAUCAAUAACGCAAUGGAUUCGACCCUUGCUCAAUCCAUCUUUGAGACAAUAGCUACAGAGAGAGCAUACACCGGCGGCAUUUCUCUCGUUGAUCUAAAACUAAAGAUCUAUGGCGCUGGCAACUUCGGAAGGUUCUCAGCCGACAAUGAAACGAAGAUCCCUCUGGAAUGGGUCGGGCAGAGUUGGUUUGUGAGAAGGAAUUCUCGUGAUGGGGGUCAACUCGCUCAGAAAAUCAAACCUUUUGUCGAUGACCUUGACGUUUUGAAGGAUGAUUUCUUCGAGCGUGAUGACCUAAGAGCUGUCUGGAUGGAUAUAUGGCCAGGAAGUCCUGGUGAUCGAAGGAACCAGUGGCAUAGCUUCCCUCUAGCUAGAUCAACGGAAUGA
Trichoderma aggressivum f. europaeum is the source of this 1965-nucleotide messenger RNA. RefSeq lists its product as uncharacterized. The record is from RefSeq and is a predicted model, not a curated record. NCBI's taxonomy places the organism in Eukaryota, Fungi, Ascomycota, Sordariomycetes, Hypocreales, Hypocreaceae. The transcript has a single exon. Bases 1 to 1965 code for a protein of 654 amino acids.